AUGAGGUCCCCUUCCCGCGGCCAGCUCUCCAUGUACCCUCCUGGAGGCGCAGGCAGAAUCGAGGUCACCGUGAAUGGUGACCUGUCCACCUCCGGAUGCCUCAAUGUGGACGGAGCAUGGACCGUCAAUACUGGUAAUUGCGCUGCCGUCUUUGGGAACGGCCAGGGAGGUAUUUCUACAGAGAACGGCUGGUUAAUCCUGGACGAGGAUUCCAAUAUCACAACCACCACUACUACCUGGAGCACAGCUUGGGUUGGAACCCAUACCAACCAGGAUAGAACUGCUCACUACCUUCAAGCGAACGUCGGAAAUACCGGAGGCGAGCCUUGGGGAGGGCAACUGUGGUUCUCCGAUCAAGCUCCCGAAGGUGAUGCAGUUGUUACUCUCAAUGGAAAACAUAUCCACGCUCCUGUGCAUGUUAUCCUAACCUUUGCCUCUACUGCCGGUGAUUCCUAG
This is a messenger RNA of Aspergillus ochraceoroseus IBT 24754, 456 nucleotides long. RefSeq lists its product as uncharacterized. The transcript has 2 exons. NCBI's taxonomy places the organism in Eukaryota, Fungi, Ascomycota, Eurotiomycetes, Eurotiales, Aspergillaceae. The record is from RefSeq and is a predicted model, not a curated record. Bases 1 to 456 code for a protein of 151 amino acids.